UCGUGGCCGGUAGAGUGCUCAUGAACGUACACCACGUUUUCUAGCUCUUGUGGAGUGGAGAGAAAAAGGCUCGGAUCGCCCUUCCCCACAGUUCUCUACACGAGCCGGCUUGAUUGGCCACGUGACGCACGUGCAAAAAAACAAAUCUCUUUUGGAGUAAUGGAGACUCAAGCAGAUUUGACGGCCACGCCUCUCAGUGAUGCAUGCCCAACGUGCAACAACGUACUGGAAUUCGACUGGACGAGCGCAGAAAAGGUCUGCAUCAACUGCAUUCACAAUCUCCAAUACAAGGAUGAUUUGAUACUGGAUUUAAAUGAAAUGGCUAGCAACUUCUCACUUGUUCAGCUGGGGAACUACCAAUCCAUCCCUACUUCCAUGGCUAGCCCGGUGAACUCUUCUCUACACUCAUCACCAGAAGUCUUCCUACCGAAAUCUCUGGGUGAAACAUCAGAAUGUCCUCUUCAUCACUCUGCCUGCCUCUAUUGGUGCUACACUUGCAUGACACCUGCCUGUCUGGUCUGUACCAGUCAGCAGCAUUCCAUGCUGACGGGGCACAGGACUGGACCUUUGAACGAAGCUCAAAGUCUCCUCUUGUCUCAACUCCAAGUAGAAGUUCAAGCAGUCAAGAAGAUACACAGCGACAACAAACUGUUGACUGGGAGCCACAGAGAGUUUCUCUGUCUAGUGAUGGAAGCCUGCACCAGUUUGGAAAACCUCAUGAGAGAGGAAUUAAGUAGCCUCAACAAACAGAGCAGUUCAGCUGUGGCAAAUGGGUUAAGCGAAGAAGAUACUACCCAGUUUCUGCUUAACAAAGUUACUUUUCAAUUAGCUGGACUUUCAGGCCCCGACGAAGCAGCCGAAAUGCUCAGAUCACUACAAUCUGAACGAAUUCGUCUUCAGACCAAGCAACAACAAUUGGCGAUGCAGCUGACUUUGAAUCGUGUGAUUGGUUCUAGCAACCAAGUACUGGACUUGCACACGUUUCGCCAAGCUGUUCAGAACCUACGCUACUCUGGCAAUCGUGGACCGUCGACUAUGGAACUACUACAAUCUCCACCUAACCAGCCGGACGCAGUGGCCCUUUUGGCCAACGUGUGCAACGCUCGACUUUACACGAAACAACUUCUGGCCAGCUCCUUACUAACUUCGACAUCCCCCAACAAAAGCAACAAUUCGAUGGCCAGCGUCCUGUCUCCCACUUCUCCUUUGCACUCGUCGUUCCCUCGAUUUUUCUUGGAUUUGGAAGUGGACGGAAUCGUAGAAGGCCGCGUAGUACUGGAAACUCGACCGGAUGUCGCCCCAAAGAUGGCCAAGAAUUUUGCAUCGCUUUGCAUGGGAGAGAAGGGAUUCGGCUACAAAGGAUGCCAAGUCUUUCAAUGCUGGGGAGGUGAAUCUUGCAUCGCUGGCGACUUUGAAUGCAAUUCGGGACGUGGAGGAAGAUCAAUCUACGCGGAGGAACCCUUCUUUAUGCCUGACGACAGCAAACUUCCCUGUAUACGAGCGGCGAUCGGGAUGAGAAGGACACAGAAAAAGCAUCACAGCCAGGGCCUGGUGGGUUCUCAAUUCCGUAUUCUACUACGAGACAUGCCCUUUUUCACUGGUGUCUUUGGCCACGUCAUCCACGGACUGGAAUUGGUGGAGCGCGUCUCUUUUCUUGGCGAUCAUCAAGGUUUCCCUCGAAAACUCAUCACCGUAGCUAAUUGCGGACUGCUCAGUUAGAA
This is a messenger RNA of Daphnia carinata, 1721 nucleotides long. RefSeq lists its product as uncharacterized. The transcript has 2 exons. NCBI's taxonomy places the organism in Eukaryota, Metazoa, Arthropoda, Branchiopoda, Diplostraca, Daphniidae. The record is from RefSeq and is a predicted model, not a curated record. Gene Ontology annotation, molecular function: peptidyl-prolyl cis-trans isomerase activity; zinc ion binding. Gene Ontology annotation, biological process: protein peptidyl-prolyl isomerization. The coding region runs from base 160 to 1719 and encodes 519 amino acids.